Molecule: messenger RNA, 947 nt
Organism: Dendronephthya gigantea
Lineage: Eukaryota; Metazoa; Cnidaria; Anthozoa; Malacalcyonacea; Nephtheidae
Exons: 9
Coding region: 75-947 (290 amino acids)
Source: RefSeq, a predicted model, not a curated record
GAUCUCACGAAGAAUUCGGAAAGAAUGUAAAACCAAUUGAGGUUUUGAAACCAUCCAAAGAGCCCAACUCUAUCAUGCGGUCAGGAAUGAAUGGCACGGACGGGAAAACUGGAUCUAACAAUAAUUCUCCUUUCAUGGUUUCAAAACCCUCCGAAGAGCUGGGCUCGAACAUGUUGAAAGAAACGGACGAGAUCUAUGAAAGAAUGGGAGCUUACGGCGUUUCUAAACCAUUCGAGGAGCCCGCAUCGAACAUGAUAACACAAGCAGAUGAAGCUAAUGAAAGAACUUGGUCUCGCAGUGAAAAUGAAUAUGAUGAUCAUGAUAUUAAACCAAUUGAGUUGCCAAAACCAUCUGAAAAGUCUGGAUCAAUGAUGGUAGCAAGAACAGUUCGAUCUAAUGAGAAGAUCCGAUCUCACGAGGAAUUCGGAAAGAAUGUUAAACCAAUUGAGGUUUUAAAACCGUUGGAAAAAUCAGACGUGAUGAACGUAACAGCAACGGGUGAAUCUAAUGAAAGAAUUCGGUCUCGUAAUAAAUCCGUCAAGGCUAUAAGUCAAAAGAUCAAGAAACCAUCGAAAGAGUUUGGCCCGAUCGCGGUAAAAAAGACAAUUCCUCCAAAGAAAGCGCGGGAAAGUACCGAUUCCAAAGAAAAACGUAAACGUUUAAAUUCCGCGGUCACACAAGAACUUCAGAAAAGAAAACUCAGGAACAAGAUCCGGCAAUAUCAGGAAGAAAAAUUGAAAUUACAGGCUGAAUUAAGUGAAGUGAAAACCAAAAAAGAAAAAUUGGAGACUGAUAAGUACAACCUAUUUACCCAAACUCAAAUGCAAGUAGAAAAGUUGCAUGAGUGGGAGGAAGUGUCGAUUGAUAUAGAGGAAACAUCAGAAGAAGUGGAGGAAACAGCUUAUAAGAUUAUGCAGGUAUGCACAAUAAUUAUACACUUACGGUAG